Molecule: messenger RNA, 1509 nt
Organism: Cloeon dipterum
Lineage: Eukaryota; Metazoa; Arthropoda; Insecta; Ephemeroptera; Baetidae
Product: phospholipase B1, membrane-associated-like
Exons: 7
Coding region: 295-1509 (404 amino acids)
Biological process (GO): phospholipid metabolic process
Molecular function (GO): glycerophospholipase activity
Source: RefSeq, a predicted model, not a curated record
AGGUGGAUUCUGAGCUGACGAAACGAGGUGGAAGCCGCGGCGUUUGGCAUUGAUCUUGAUGAGAGAAAACGCGCUGCUCGCGUGUCACCGCGCGCGACUUUGAGGAAUUUUUGGCGAGGCAAAGGUCGCUUGGGCAACGGCGAAAGCGGCCUCGGCUUCUUGCGUGGCCCGUGGGCCUCCGGCGGGCCGACCUUUUGCCAGCGUGCUCGUGGCCUCGGCUGACCGCCGGCCAGGCAAGAGGCCAGCCGACCGGCCGGCCGGCCGCUCUCAUUCAUUCAUUCACUCUCGGCCGACAUGACGCCCUGGACGCACGCGCUCACCCUCGCGCUCUUCGCCACCGCCACCGCCCACGCCUUCUCGCGUCGGCAGAUGCAGAUUCCGAAGGGAUUGCCGUUUCCGUGCGCGCACGCGGAUCAUUUCCGGUCGAAGGAGCGUCCGCAGUCGGUGCACCAGCUGAUGCCCGGCGACAUCGACGUGGUGGCAGCCAUCGGCGACAGCCUGACCGCCGGCGUCGGCGCCCUGGCCGAGGACGUCUACAGCGUCAUCCUGGUGGAGAACCGCGGCAUGUCCUGGUCGAUCGGUGGGCAGGGGACGUGGCGCGAGUACCUGACCCUGCCGAACAUCCUGAAGCAGUUCAACCGCAACCUGACGGGCUUUUCGGUCGGCGACGGACACUCGGAGAGCCGCAGCUCGCGCUUCAACGUCGCCGUCAACGGCGCCAUGGACCAGGACGUCGAGUUCGCCGCCGCCACCCUCGUCAGGCGCAUGCACGCCGACCACUCCAUCGACUUCCAAAAUGACUGGAAGAUGAUCAACGUGUGGGUGGGCACGAACGACAUCUGCAGCGACUUUUGCUACGACGCGAACCAGGGUCCCACCCAGCACUACCUCAACCUGCAGAAAACCCUGGAUUACCUGCACCAGCACGUGCCCCGUGCCUUUGUCAACCUUGUUUCCGCACCCUUUAUUCCGGCGUACGCGCAGAUGCGAGGGGACGAGCCGAGCACGUGCCUGACGAUGCUGCCGUUCAUGUGCUCGUGCCUGUUCGGAGGAAACCACGCCGAGAAGCUGAAAAACGUGACCAAGGCAACCCGCUACUUCCAGUUGGCCGAAGAGGCCCUGGUGGAGAGCGGGCGGUACGACACGAGGCCGGACUUCACCGUGCAGUUUCAGCCGACCUUCAAGCACCUGAGCUUCCCGACGAUGCGCGACGCCGCCACCAACGCCGAAGUCACCGACUACAGCUACCUCGCCUUCGACUGCUUCCACUACUCGCAGAAGUUCCACGCAGUCGGUAAGCAACACAGCAAAAACUUUUACAAGAUCCAUGGUGUUGUUUGUGUAAUGCAGCGGGAAUGCACGCUCACUGUUUCAGCGGCGAACGCGUUUUGGAACAAUUUGCUGGAGGCGCCGGGGCAGAAGAAGAGCAGCCUCGGCGCCGUGUUUGAGCAUUUCGAGUGUCCCACGAAGCGGCGGCCAUUCCUCGCCACGCACCUCAACAUGUCGUGA